AUGCAGAGUUUUGUCUGCUGCGCGCUGGAGCUGCCUGGAGCUGCAGCAGCAGCAACAGGAGAUGUGCCUCCCUAUACAGCAGCACAGAAGCAGCUCAAACUUGUUAAGGCCAUGCUGCAGCACGGAGCCGAUAACAAAGAGGUGCAGCAGCAGCUGUUUGCGCAGAUGCAGCGGCAGCUGGACCUGGAGGGCUGCAGCUACGUUGCAGCAGCGCAGCGCAGCGCCGCAGCGGCAGAAGACGCGGGCGACGCAGCAGCAGCAGCAGCAGCAGGGGGGGAAGGACGAGCCCUGGGGUGGUGGAGCAUCACUUCUGUCCAUUCAGAUCUUAUGAAAAAAAUCUGGAGAGCCCUCAGGAUUUUCUACUACUUGACCACCAGCUUGCCCCCGCUGCAGCUGGCCGUGUUCUUGGCCCAGAACCAGCCCGAGGUACAAAGUGUCCUACGCGACCACAGCAGCAGCAGCAGCAGCAGCAACAGCAGCAGCAGCAGCAGCAGCGGUGGGCGGGGCCUGCUAGGCGGAGGGGCAGCAGGUGCUGCGGGGUUUGGGUCGCGUGGCGUGGAGGCUUCUCUGCGGGAGCACGAGCGGCAGCAGCAGCAGCUGCUGCUGGAGUGGGGGCGGCAAGACCCGCUGGGUGCGCGGCAGCUGCUGCAGCAGCAGCAGAAGCUGCAGGUGGAGAAGGAGCGGCAGCGGGGAGUGCAGCAGCAGUCCUUUCUGCAGCCGCAGCGAGCCAUUGACUACCCGCGUCUGUUUGGCUACACAGACUUGCUGCUGCUGCCGUUC
This is a messenger RNA of Eimeria tenella, 780 nucleotides long. RefSeq lists its product as uncharacterized. The record is from RefSeq and is a predicted model, not a curated record. The annotation marks the transcript as partial. NCBI's taxonomy places the organism in Eukaryota, Apicomplexa, Conoidasida, Eucoccidiorida, Eimeriidae. The transcript is spliced from 4 exons.